AUGGCUGCGGCUAAUGGGGCCGGAUCUGGCCAUGACGCGCCGGGUGCUCAAGCAAUGAACCGGGAAGAGAAUGUUGACACCAAGAAAGCCUCGCACAAGGCCUAUCGCUGGUCGCUGCAUCGCCCACGGAAGCUGCCCGCUUUGCUGGACCACUUCAACAAGCGCGAUCUCAAAGUCGUCUUCCGGUGCUGGAUCGCCACCUGGGUCGCGACAUUGCUCAUCUUUAUCCAGCCGUCACUCGACCAAAUCGGCAUUGCCACAUUUUUUGCCGCCCUCACGCUCUUCAUUGCGCCUCCUGCCACUAUACUCCUCCCAUAUCUGCUUUCCGCCGCGUCUGCGCUUCUCGGCAUGUGCCUUGCCUGGCUCUGGGCCCUGCUCACGAUGAAGGCAGCCUUCGCGGCGCGUCCUGGGCAUGAAACGAGCGCCAGGCUCGCAGCUCUCGAGCAGGCCGCCUCACAGAAGGCUCGCGAAUCCGGCACACUCGCCGCGAAUGAGGCGACGCUCCUAGUCUUUGAUGGCUUUAUGCUUGAUGCGCGAGUCACUGUUGUGUACUAUGUCAUGAUCUGCGUCUUCAUCUACGCAUUAGCCCGCUUGCGCUUGACCAAUCCAAAGUUCAGCUUUAUGCAGAUUUUUGGCACCAUUGUAUCUGAUGUUUUCUUGCUCAAUGGGCCAAGCUUGCCCUCUUUCAACGGUAGCAUCGGCAGCAUUCUUGUGAAACCGGGCGCAAUCGGAAUUGGUCUCGGAGCCGUCUCCUGCCUCUUGUUCUUUCCCCAAACCACCCCAUACGCUAUCAUGGACAAAAUGGAAAGCCUACUCCGUACUUUUAACGCAUCUAUACAGGCUACACAAAGGCGCUUGCGCAGAGAACCUGUCAAAGUGGCGAGCCUCAAUGCGGAUCGUGCAAGGUUGGUUGGCGUGUGGAAAGCCAUGCAACCCUUGAUGUCGCUGCUUCCUCUCGACAUUUCCCGCUGCUGCUGGAGUGCUGACGACCUUGUGCACCUGCACACACUCUUCCGGUAUGCGUUGCGCAAGAGCGUGGCGCUCUUGGACCUACAUAUUGCGGCGCUCUCCGCGGCAGAUCAAGAGCAAAUGCUGAUGCAUUAUGGGGAGGAGCAGGCCACAACGGCAACCAGAAACGGCAUCGGACGGGCUAACUACCUGCGCCCAGGCCAUCAUCAUCUACAGGAGCUAGCAUCCCUGAUUAACGCCUUUCAUGGUGCAGGACCAGGCACUCUUCCAGAAGUCACCGCGACUCUUUGGGAUUAUCCAUCACGACUGUUGACGACGUGUUCCGAAUCGAUCGAUCUUGCCGCUCGCUGCGUUCAUGAGAUCAACAGCUGCCGUUGGAUCAAGACAAUCAACAAGCAGACGGCUGAAGGUUUCUGCGGGGAGCUGCAGGCCAAGUCGGAAGCUUUGCGACUUUUGCGAGAACAGUGCGCUGCAAAUACGCCCGACGCACUUCUCGCCGCUUUUGAGGAUGCGUUUGAUGAUCGUGGCAAUCUCCGAGCUGAUGGCGCUGAUCAAAACGACACAGGCCCACUCCGAGACGUUACGACUAUACUGGCGCUCAAUCAGCAUAUAAUAGACCUCUCUGCCGCACUCGAGGUGUUGCUUGACCAUUUCAGCUUGCUUCUCCAUGACCGAACGAAGAGCCGUAUAUGGAUGCCCAUCACGAUGCGGCAUGCCCUGUCCUGGCUCGUUAACCCUAAAUCAUCCGAUCAAGCAGUUGGGGGUGGUUUCGCUGCAGACCACGACGAAAAUUUAACUGAAGCAAAAAGUGUCGCGCGAAGACGCGUCAGUGAGAUCAAAAGCCUCACACGAGUUGGUGACCUCUCACGAAACGGCAUGCCGAAGUCCCGUCUCAGCCGGAGCAUCAUCACCGCGUACAGGUGGCUCACCAACCCUGCCGGCAUGUAUGCAGCGCGCUUGGUCAUUGUCACCAUUGCUACAUCGAUUCCUUCCGCGAUUCCUCAUAGUGCCGGCUUCUUUUACCGCGAAAAGGGCAUAUGGGCUGUCAUCACUGCUCAGCUGACGCUGCUCCCUUUCAUGGCCGACUUUGUCGUUUCCAUCUUUUCGCGCGCUGUCGGCACUGUCGUUGGCGGCGCUCUUGGUACGGUGGCUUGGUACAUUGGCUCCGGGUCCGGGAACGGCAACCCAUAUGGCUUAGGUGCCAUCACAGCCUUGAUGACGGUCAUCAUUGUAUGGCUGCGCAUAUGGAGCCCGCACAUGUUCACCGUCGCUGGUAUCAUGUGCGGCGCCACAUAUGCUCUCGUUAUCGGUUUCAGUUACGACAACGGUCACAUAAACCAAUAUGGCCUUCCAGGCCGGGGCUACGAGGCAUUUUGGAAACGUGUUGUCACUGUUUUCAUAGGGCUCGUCGCUGCCGCCAUUGUUCACAUCUUUCCCAAGCCGACGUCAGCCACGAGCCACGUCUGCCAUGUGUUGGCCAAGUCUGUGCGUCGAAUGUCGGACCAGUACGCCAUAUUUCUGCUUUCUCAGAAGCGCCCUGUCGAAAACAGCACUCUCUGUGUCCUUGCUGAACGCGACUCGUUUGAUCUUGGUCACUCUCUGUCCCUCUUGGCUCCAUCCAUUCAUCUAGUCAAGGCUGAGAUGAGCUUCGGCCCAUUUGAUCAAAAGACGCUACAAACCGUUCUAGAAGAGUGUCGGAACCUGAAUAAGUCUCUCAGUAGACUCUUGAGUAUCGCGCAUUCACUACCGUCAGACUUGAAAGAUCGCUUUGAAACCGUCAGCGGCCUGCUUGAUGACCAUGUCAUUGGCGAUAUCAUGGCUAUCCUUCACAUUAUUCAGCAGUCGUUUGAGAACGGGGCGUCGUUACCGGAGAGGCUACCUACGCCCCUUACUCGAACAUUUUACCACGCGUGGCAAAGGCGCGAGCAUGCCAUGGUCAACAAGACACUUCUGCGCCAUGAAAGCUAUCCCCAGUACUGCGUCGCCAUAUCUUCGUAUCUCAAAUUCCUAUCAACUAUCGACAAUCUUGUCCUUGUUCUCACGGAGACAUUGGGGGAGUCUCAUAUUCUAUUUGGAUGGGGCCAAGCAGAGGUUUAG
Molecule: messenger RNA, 3066 nt
Organism: Akanthomyces muscarius
Lineage: Eukaryota; Fungi; Ascomycota; Sordariomycetes; Hypocreales; Cordycipitaceae
Exons: 1
Coding region: 1-3066 (1021 amino acids)
Source: RefSeq, a predicted model, not a curated record